CAGUAGAUGAAAUUUGUAAUGUGUUGAGGACUGCAUUUAUGUGUGUAUGAGUUUGUAUGAGCACUAUAUAUUUUUGCUAUUGUAUGUCUUGAUGUCAUUUUUGAUGUUGCAGGCUGAGUAUGUCCAGCUUGUCACAGAGCUUAGAAUGACAAGAGCCAUUCAGCCUCAGAUAAAUGCCUUUUUACAAGGCUUCCAUAUGUUCAUUCCACCAUCUUUGAUCCAGCUUUUUGAUGAAUAUGAACUGGAGCUUUUGUUGUCUGGUAUGCCAGAAAUUGAUGUGAAUGAUUGGUUAAAAAAUACGGAGUACACCAGUGGCUAUGAGAGAGGAGACCAAGUUAUUCAGUGGUUCUGGGACGUUGUGGAAGAACUAACUCAGGAAGAGAGAGUAUUACUAUUACAGUUUGUUACUGGCAGUUCCAGGGUGCCUCAUGGUGGCUUUGCCCAUAUAAUGGGUGGCAGUGGAUUGCAAAAUUUUACAAUUGCUGCUGUGCCAUAUACUGCAAAUCUUUUGCCAACAUCAAGCACAUGUAUCAACAUGCUCAAGUUACCUGAAUACCCAAGUAAAGAAAUCCUUAAGGACAGGCUUCUUGUGGCAUUGCACUGUGGAAGCUAUGGUUACACAAUGGCAUAAUGAAGUACAGAAAACUCAUCUGACUACUGAUGUUCAGAGUGGCAGAAGUAAUUUUGGAAACUGUCAAUAGAAAAGCAGCUUAGAUGCUGCAGCCCGUUGGCAGGGCUGGGCUUCAGAAUUCAUACAGGAUCAUCAUUUCCUCCAUUAUGUGUUGUCAAAGUAACCAAUACUGUCACAACAAACUUCUCAGUGUUUUCAUUUUUUUAAAUGACAGAUCUGUGUGGAAAUCAGUUUACAUGCUUUUCAUUAUUACUUCAGUCUAAAUCAUAAAGUUUGUCAGAAUCUUUCCACACUUUUGAUUUUCAACUAUAUGGUUGAAUGACAUCUGCGUUUUAGUUUGCUUUGCCCUCAGAUUGCAUACUGCUAAUGGACAGACUUGUACUUUAUGCCUUGUUGCAUGUGAAAGUGCCGUUUAUUUUUGCGGAGAACGCUAUAGAAAGUUCAAUUUGGAUAUUGUACAGUAAGACAGAUCUGAUGUAUUUUCCAUUUCUUUGCAUAGUAACAGAAAUAAAAUUUUAUAACUUUUUAGUAUUUUAAUGUAUAUAGUAUGUAAAGAUUAGACUGUUAUCACUGGAAAAAAUAACAGAUGAAGUUAAUAUCUAAUUUAUAUUCGAAUUUACAAUAUAUUCUACAAAAUAUUUAAAGUAUUUGUGACUUUAUAGUCAACUUGCAGUUUAGAAUUUGUAAAUAUUAUUUAAGAUCAAUAUCCAUUUGUUUGAAUGCCUUUACUUUUUCC
Pelecanus crispus (Dalmatian pelican) is the source of this 1367-nucleotide messenger RNA. NCBI's taxonomy places the organism in Eukaryota, Metazoa, Chordata, Aves, Pelecaniformes, Pelecanidae. The record is from RefSeq and is a predicted model, not a curated record.